AUCUCUCUAAGUGGGAACGCAUCGCUCACCACUAACUGCAGUUAGUCUUCCCAUAAUGCACUAAGUACAUGUAAUCAUUCCUAAACUAAAUUUACCAGAAGCGAUAAUUAUUUUCGAAGAAAACACCACCUGAAGUGCAUAUUCUGGAAUGAUACUUUUCCCCGUGUGACCGGUGAAGAUUUAGAGCUUACAUUACAUUAACAUGAUUUUAGCCGUUAGAAAUGAAUAAUUCAACCAUUAGUAGCGAGGAAGGAUACUAUUACGCCUCUGAAGUUACGAAACGUCUUCGUGCGGCAUUCACACUGGCUUGGGGAAAAGAAAAAUUGAAAAGGAAUGACUGCGAGGAACCAAUCGAUCAUCAGGACAUGUACGUGUUCCUGCUCGUUCCAGCAGUGCUGAUUGUAACAAUUUUAUUUGUCUCAAAGACUCGAGCUGUAGGGAGAGUUUUACGCGGAAGUCGUCUCACAAGAAAGCCUAAGGAUGUGUUUGGGUCGGACCGAUUUUCCUUUGCCGCCACGUUUGGUGCUCUGACGUUCCUCUGCUUUGAGAUAGCUGUCAAACGGCAAUAUGUCGUGCGAAAUGCCAACGGCGGCCCUUUGAAUAUACAAAUAUUGGGAGCCGUCGUAUCCAUCAUUGUGUACACGCUGGAUUAUUUCCCCUUGUUGACUGCCCUGGCAGACAAGACAGCGUUGGGGGACGUGCUGGGAACAGCAUACAUCUGGACAAUGACCUCCAUGUACUUAAUCCAGAGACUUGGAUGUUACGGAGAAGAGGGAAGAAGACUGUUACUAUUUAUACAAAACAUUCCCAUCAUCAUGUACAUGGUGUUCCUGAGUGUCAGCUUUCCCGCGAGAAUGAUUCUGUCCGCCCGGAAAAUCCUGAAAAAUGUAGUUGGAACGUAUGAAGAAUUUUCUGCCCAGGAGACGGACAAUAUUCGGAGAACGCCGCAGGGGAGAUACGUACAUAGGCUUCUCAGGACAAGAUCGAAACCGAGGCUGAAAAACAAACUUAUUAUUAUUGGUGAUAACUCGGUUGGAUACAGAUUGAAAAAAUUUGCAGAGGAGGUCAGACUUAGAUUGACAUACAGAAACUUUCCAGAAUUCCGCUAUUCACUGCGUAUGAUAGGAGUAGUGGUCGUAGGAAUGCUGCUUAUAUACAUGAUGUCUGCGGAGGUUCUUCUGACCCUGAUUCCACUCCUGUCCCACAUAAAACUGGAGAUCUGGAGGAAAAUCUCGGUGAUUGAACACUUCUCAGAAGUACAUAGUUCCCACGUCAACUUUACCAUCACCGUUCUCUUUGUCACGCGAGACGUGACCGCGGCCAUUCAAGUUUGUGCCAUCUUGUCAGCAUGCCUUGCGUUCUGUAUCGGUCUUCUGAACAUCAUUCACACGCUGACCUCAUACAGACAAUAUCUGAUGGAGCUCUAUCGAGGGGACAAUUCAAACAUCCCGAGGCGGGAAAACCAAGACAAUACAGACAUUCUGGUCGGAAGUAUGCAGUUCGCAGGAUAUCAAAUAGGAUUUGCCAUUUUUGCAUACAUGGUGCAGAUUACGAUUUUGUUUUUCUCAUCAUUCGGAAUAGCCUUGGUUAUCAUCAUUAUAAAAUACAACCGAGAGGAGCCGAUUCGGCAAGUUGUUAUAAUGAUAUGGCCAAUGGUUGUUUUCUCAAUCCUGGUUCGACUUCUUCAAAUCGUCACCGCCAAAUUUAUUUUCCUGCAGGACAGAGGGCGAGUAAUGGCAAUACGAUACCGGCGGAGCUACCUUUUGUUCCUGUAUUUCACGUUCAUUCUGGACAUUAUAAUCGGCUCCAUGCGGUGUCCGUAUCGUCUCCUGAAAGCAGUGACCUUAGGAUCACUAACCCUGUCCAGACUUGACCACAGCGCUUUGUCCAGAAAGUUUGAGACUUUAGACACCGGUUUUCGGGCAUAUGUAGGAUUUUUACAUUUUGAAAAUGUGACAUCACAUCCAGUUUUAUUAACGUUUGUUCGUCUGCUGUUGGCGAGACCAGGCGGAUUUGAACCACCCAGACGAUUACAAGCCAGCGUUAAAGCUUCUGUGUCCCAAGGAGACGUUUGCAUAACUGAACUGGGGAGUGCAUUUUGGAGGGACAAUCAACUCUCAAGGAAAGCCAGGGCAAGACAUCGCUGGCAUCUUCUUUACACAUUACACAAAAAUCCAGAGUUGCAAUUUCUAAGGAGAAACUCAUAUGAUUGGUUGGAAGACUAGCACAAAGUGACUCCCAUGGUUAGUUGGAAAACUAGUACUUAAGACCUCGUGAUUGGUCAAAAGACUAGAACAAAGAAACACAUAUGAUUGGUCGACAGAUAAACACAACAACCAUAAAGAUGAUUGGUUGGAAGACCAGUACAAAGAACGGUUGGAUUGAAGACUGGCACAGAGACCUUGUUUAAUCAUUUAAAAUCAAAUUGGAAUAAUGAACUUAGAUUAGUAGCUGUGUACAGUUGACUGUAACACAGUAAUAUAUGACACCCCCCUCUAAAUCUAAAUAAUAUUAAAAAACAUGAAAAAGUACAAAAUUACGUCAAAUACUGAAAUAAGUCCAGAGAUAUUCAAUUACGACUUUGUAAAUGUGUUGUACAACAAGUGUUUAAUAAAUCUUAUCUAUACAA
Messenger RNA from Ostrea edulis (European flat oyster), 2629 nucleotides. Its product is annotated as receptor for retinol uptake stra6-like. Gene Ontology annotation, molecular function: retinol transmembrane transporter activity; signaling receptor activity. Lineage: Eukaryota; Metazoa; Mollusca; Bivalvia; Ostreida; Ostreidae. Gene Ontology annotation, cellular component: plasma membrane. Gene Ontology annotation, biological process: vitamin A import into cell. The record is from RefSeq and is a predicted model, not a curated record. Bases 222 to 2225 code for a protein of 667 amino acids. The transcript has 18 exons.